AUACUGGAGCACAAAAGCUUCGAUCCAAGUACAAACCCAAAUCGAUGCAUCUCAUCUCCUGGAGCUGAUCUUCCCAGCUAAUCCAUUAUCGCUAAAUAACACAAACCCUAGCGCACUUCCGAUCUCAUCGCCAUGGGUGACUACAACGAUGCCUUCAUGCGCAACCAAAACGCCGCCGUUCGUGGCACCACCAAGGGCCAGAACCGCGCCAAUGUUCUCCAGCUCAAACUGAUUGGCCAAAGCCAUCCAACUGGUUUAACAGCUAAUCUGUUGAAGCUAUUUGAGCCUCGACCUCCCCUGGAGUAUAAACCCCCUCCAGAGAAGAGAAAAUGUCCACCGUAUACUGGCAUGGGGCAGUUUGUGAGUCAGUUUGCUGAGCCUGGGGAUCCUGAGUAUGCUCCACCUGUCCAGAAAGCUGAAACUCCUAUCAUAUCUUCAAGUUAGGGAGUGUAUUUUGACACCUGCUGUAUUUGCCUUUUCCAAUUUGGCACAGAAAAGGGCUAGAAUUCACAAAUUACGACUUGAGAAAGGUGCAGAGAAGGCUGCUGAGGAGCUUCAGAAAUAUGAUCCAAUUAGCGACCCGAAUAUUUCAGGAGAUCCAUACAAGACAUUGUUUGUCGCUAGGCUUAGUUAUGAGACAACUGAGAGUAGAAUUAAAAGGGAGUUUGAGUCUUAUGGACCAAUAAAACGGGUCCGACUGAUAACUGAUACAGUGACGAAUAAACCUAAAGGCUAUGCUUUCAUUGAAUAUGUGCAUACUCGAGACAUGAAAGCUGCAUAUAAGCAAGCUGAUGGGAGGAAGAUUGAUGGCAGAAGGGUACUUGUGGAUGUUGAGCGUGGUAGAACUGUUCCAAAUUGGCGGCCUCGCAGACUAGGUGGUGGACUUGGAACUACACGGGUGGGGGGUGAAGAAGUUAAUCAGAGGCACUCUGGGAGAGAGCUACAACAAUCAGGAAGAUCAUCCCUAUCUGAGGAGCCAAGGGUGCGAGAAGAUCGUCAUGGUGAACGGGAUAGGGAAAAAUCUCGUGAAAGAGGAGGAAGAGAGAGAGAAAGGGAACGGGAGAGAUCUCAUGAGCGCUCCCAUGAAAAGUCUAGGGAUCGAGACCAUAGAGAAGAUAGACAUCACAAAGAUCGUGACAGGGAGAAGGACCGGGAGAGGGAGAGAGAACGUGGACGAGACAAGGAUCGUGACCGAGACCGUGCACGUGAUCGUGAUCGAGGCCGGGACCGUGGUCGUGAUUAUGAUCGUGACCGUGACAAAGACCGUAGUAGGGAUCAUGAUCGUGAUCGCCAUCGUGAGAGGGAUUAUGAAGUUGGUGACAUUGAUCGUGGGCAUUCCCGUGAUAGAGACUCUGAUUAUGACCGUGUUGACUCAAAACAUGAGAGGGGUCGCCAUGUUGACGGGGACUAUGAUCAUGCUGAGCUAGAGGAUAACAUUGGUUGGUAUGAAAAACCCGAGCAGGGGUAUAGGAGGCCAGAUGCGGAGCAUGAUCGGCGCUAUGGUCAUUAUGAAGAUCACCGAAGUAGGGGGCAAUAUGAUCAUGUGGAAGUUCAAGGUGACCAUGACCACUAUGAUCAAUAUCCUGACCGUGGUCAUGAUCGUUAUGAUCGAAUGGAUGAUGAUGAUUAUAAUCGUGAAGCAUCUGAAUCACAUGAAAGAGAGCAUGAAUAUCGGCGCUCAGAGAGGUCACUUUCCAGGGACUACGAUAACUGAAAGUGCAAGUUUGCUGUAACCUGCUGUUGUGCUUUACCUGUAAGGUCGCCAAGGAUAGUAGAAGCCCUCUUUGCUUUAUUGCUCUUUGCCUUUUUCUGCGUGAUGUGGUUUGAAUUAUAUGAAUGAGUUUAGCUGCGUGUUUGUUCAGAAGCCAAAGUGGUUUGUGGUUUCAGCUUUAAAUAUUGCUACUGGACUUCCAUUUUAUGUUCAAGUUAAUAGGAUUCAAGGGUAUUUUAAUUUUUUUGGUGGAUUUUUUCCUAAAUCUGAAACGACACUGGACAUUUGCCUUGCUGCUUGCA
Messenger RNA from Manihot esculenta (cassava), 2013 nucleotides. RefSeq names its product U1 small nuclear ribonucleoprotein 70 kDa. NCBI's taxonomy places the organism in Eukaryota, Viridiplantae, Streptophyta, Magnoliopsida, Malpighiales, Euphorbiaceae. Gene Ontology annotation, biological process: mRNA splicing, via spliceosome. Gene Ontology annotation, molecular function: mRNA binding; U1 snRNA binding. The coding region runs from base 395 to 1714 and encodes 439 amino acids. The record is from RefSeq and is a predicted model, not a curated record. The transcript has 11 exons. Gene Ontology annotation, cellular component: U1 snRNP; precatalytic spliceosome; U2-type prespliceosome.